Messenger RNA from Elaeis guineensis (African oil palm), 1944 nucleotides. Its product is annotated as cell division protein FtsZ homolog 1, chloroplastic. Gene Ontology annotation, cellular component: chloroplast; cytoplasm; microtubule. Gene Ontology annotation, biological process: cell division; microtubule-based process; chloroplast fission. NCBI's taxonomy places the organism in Eukaryota, Viridiplantae, Streptophyta, Magnoliopsida, Arecales, Arecaceae. Gene Ontology annotation, molecular function: GTPase activity; GTP binding. The record is from RefSeq and is a predicted model, not a curated record.
UUUUUUUUGUUUUUUUGGCUUAUUUCUUUUUUUGACAAUGAGCUUAAUUUAAAUCAUCCAUCCGGCGAGUUAGUCCUUGCUCAUGUUGAUUCAAGGCAGGUUUGUCCCGGGGUAAGCGAGAACACCUUUUUUUUUUUUUUACUCACUUUUUCUGACUCAUGCUUGCUUUUUUUUAAAAAAAAUGGCAUGAUGGAAUUUAUUCUUGUUCUUUCGAAGUGAUAAAAAUCAACAAGAAAAGAAAAGAAAAAAAAAUCCCAAAACCUUCCAAAACCCUAACGGCCAGAUCUCAUUUCUCUUCCGAUAUCCCUCUCCUCCAAGCCUCCGGAGUCCCGUACUCCAAUGGCUGCUUUUCCGUGCCUUCAGUUGUCGAAUUACAGCCCUUUGGGCUCUCCUUAUUCUCUUGGAAUUGCCCUUUCCCCACGUGAGCUCGCUCCGGCAGGCCGGAGGCGGGUCUCCCAUCGGCGAGAGGGCUCGGCCUUGCAGUGCUCCAACUCCUCCGUGUCGGUGGACGCUGCAAGGAUCAGGGUGGUCGGCGUCGGAGGGGGCGGGAACAAUGCCGUCAAUCGUAUGAUUGGAAGUGGACUGCAGGGAGUUGAAUUUUAUGCGAUAAACACCGAUGCCCAGGCUCUGUUACAUUCACAGGCAAAGAAUCCUCUACAAAUUGGAGAGCUUUUAACUCGUGGUUUAGGUACUGGUGGAAAUCCUCUUCUAGGAGAGCAAGCUGCUGAGGAAUCUAAAGAAGGUAUUGCCAAUGCGCUCAAGGACUCAGACCUUGUAUUCAUAACAGCUGGUAUGGGUGGAGGCACAGGAUCUGGUGCCACUCCAGUUGUUGCCCAGAUAUCAAAGGAAGCUGGUUAUCUGACUGUUGGUGUGGUCACUUAUCCAUUCAGCUUUGAAGGCCGGAAACGUUCUUUACAGGCACUGGAGGCUAUUGAAAAGUUACAAAAGAGCGUUGAUACUCUUAUAGUAAUUCCCAAUGAUCGGUUGUUGGAUGUUGCCAACGAGCAUACACCUCUUCAGGAUGCGUUUCUUCUUGCUGAUGACAUUUUACGCCAAGGUGUGCAAGGGAUAUCUGACAUCAUAACUAUUCCUGGACUUGUAAAUGUUGAUUUUGCUGAUGUGAAAGCUGUCAUGAAGAACUCUGGAACUGCCAUGCUUGGUGUUGGUGUUUCCUCUAGUAAAAACAGGGCACAAGAAGCUGCUGAACAAGCAACCCUUGCACCCCUAAUCGGAUCAUCAAUUGAAUCUGCAACUGGGGUUGUGUACAAUAUUACUGGGGGAAAUGAUAUAACCUUGCAAGAAGUAAACAGAGUCUCUCAGGUCGUAACUAGCCUGGCAGAUCCUUCUGCAAACAUAAUAUUUGGAGCCGUUGUUGAUGAUCGGUACACAGGUGAAAUCCAUGUGACGAUAAUUGCUACAGGCUUCCCUCAGUCUUUUCAGAAAACCCUCUUGACAGACCCAAAAGCAGCAAAAAAUGUUGAUGUCCGAGAAAAGAAAGGUGGGGCUCUCCUCCGUAACACUGCCACCAACUCAUCGCCAGUGCCCUCGAUGCCUCGGAGGCUGUUCUUCUGAGUAUUUAUACCUGACAACUUCCAUUUUGCUGCAAAAGUCAUCUAAGGUAGUUUUUGCUGCAAAAAUGGCAUCGAAGGUAGUUUUCCAAAAGAAAGGCAAGUUGGACCACAUUCACCCUCCAUUCCAUGUAUACGGCUUCUUGUUCUGUUAUGUUUUUCAAGUGCAUGUUUCCUGUUCUUAUGCCUGAAAGAUGAAAAAGAACCGUUUUGGUCCAACAGAUCUUUUUGAAUUUUCCUUAUUUUUAACAAUUAUAAUGGUGUAAUUAGUUUGUGUGUGUCCAAGUGUAAGCUGAUUAAUGGGGGUACUUCCACGUCAACUUUUAGUGCAUCCCGGGCCUUCGUAUGAUAUUGUAGCUGGUGGAUGGAUAUUGGA